Lucilia cuprina (Australian sheep blowfly) is the source of this 1694-nucleotide messenger RNA. Its product is annotated as lysosomal Pro-X carboxypeptidase. Gene Ontology annotation, biological process: proteolysis. The record is from RefSeq and is a predicted model, not a curated record. NCBI's taxonomy places the organism in Eukaryota, Metazoa, Arthropoda, Insecta, Diptera, Calliphoridae. Bases 129 to 1562 code for a protein of 477 amino acids. Gene Ontology annotation, molecular function: dipeptidyl-peptidase activity; serine-type exopeptidase activity. The transcript has a single exon.
ACAUUCGCCUGUUGUUUUUGUAACUUUUACGAUUGAACAGAUAAUAAGCUGAGCAUAUGAGGUCACUUUAUUAAAAAGCUUCUGAUCUUGUUUAUCAAUAAUCGACCGGUAUCUCUCAUCUUAAAAAGAUGUUUAUCAACAGUGGCCGGGAUUUUGCGUUUUAUUUGUUAACAAUUUCACUGAUUUUCACUACACAAAGAGGAUGUUGCGAUGCCCAACCCUUUAAGUAUGAAACUAAGGAAUUUGAGGUGCCUCUGGAUCAUUUUAAUUUUGCUAUAAAUACAACCUUCAAAUUGCGCUACUUGUACAAUGACUCGUACAUUGAUAAACAAAGUGGAAAAACGCCAUUGUUCUUUUAUACAGGCAACGAAGGUGACAUUGAAUCGUUUGCACAAAAUACAGGUUUUAUGUGGGAACUGGCUAAAGACAAUCGGGCCUGUGUAGUGUUUGCUGAGCAUCGUUACUAUGGCAAGUCAUUGCCUUUUGGUAAUUCAACAUUCAAUGAUUCGAAAAAUUAUGGUUAUUUAAGUGUGGAACAAGCUUUAGAGGAUUAUGCGCUGUUAAUAGCAGAUCUGCAGCAAAAGUUUAACUAUGCUCCUGUCAUAGCAUUUGGCGGUUCGUAUGGUGGCAUGCUGUCCGCCUGGUUUCGUAUGAAGUAUCCACAUUUGGUGCAGGGUGCCUUGGCAGCAUCCGCCCCCAUAAGACAAUUUAAUGGCAUGACUUCAUGUGAUAUUUUUGCAAAAAUUACCACGUCGGUCUUUGCUAGCACUUAUAAAAAUCGCACCUGUAGUGCUAAUAUUAAAAAGUCGUGGGAUUUAUUUAAGCAAAUGGCCUCCACAGAUGAGGGCAAAAAGAAAUUAAACACUGAAUUCUUGUUUUGUAAUCCAAUUAAAACUGAAGCCGAUUUGGACAAGUUUUUUGAUUAUUUGGAAGAUGUUUAUGGUAGUCUUGCCAUGGUUAACUAUCCUUAUAGCAAUGAUUUCUUAAGUCCUUUACCAGCUUAUCCGGUAAGACAGUUUUGUUCAUAUUUACAAAAUCUGCAGACGGGAGACAGUCUAUUUGAGUCUAUGAAGAAAGCUAUAAAUGUAUAUUUCAAUUUUACUGGCUCUGCCAGUUGUCUUGACUACAAAUCUGCCUUUGAUCCUGCCUCUAUAGGCGGCGAUGCCUGGGAGAUACAAACCUGUAAUCAAAUGGUUAUGCCCAUGUGCAAUACUCCCGACACAAUGUUCCGCGUAAAAGAAUGGAAUUUCAAAAAGGAUGCUGAAAAAUGUGUUAGUAAAUAUCAUAUUGAACCGAAAUUAAAUGAUAUUACUAUACGUUAUGGAGGUCGCAAUCUGCGUGACACUUCGAAUAUUAUAUUUAGUAAUGGUCUACUGGAUCCUUGGAGUGGUGGUGGUGUUUUGCAAACAGAUAAUCCUUAUAUCUAUAUAAUUAUAAUACCCGAAGGGGCUCAUCACUUGGAUUUGAGAUCGAGCAAUCAUAAUGAUCCGCCUUCGGUGGUUCAGGCACGUGUACAUGAAUCGGCAAUAAUUAAGAAAUGGAUUGAUGAUUUUCAUUGGUAAAUUUUAGUGUAGUAAUAUGUAAAUUAUUUAUACUUUUAUUAAAAAGAAAAAUUAUAAUCGUACAUAUGUGUAAUGUAAAAUAAAUCUAUAUUCUUAUAAAUAAAGCGAUUUAAAUAAUAAUAAAAAUGGGGA